ACUGCCGUUAGUGAAUCAGCUUCCCUAUUUCGUGAUUUACCCACAUUAUUAUUUUUACCUGACGAUGCCGCGGGAUUGCGAAUUCCUGGUGGUCGGUGGCGGCAUCGCUGGCGUCAGCUGCGCCGAGUCCUUGGCCAUCUGCCGACCCACUGCCUCCGUCCUCCUGCUCACGGAAUCAAGCAUUGUUAAGAGUGUCACGAAUCUAGUGCCGGUGGCUCGUUAUCUCCACAAAUUCGAUGUGCGGGAACAGGAUGUCUCCGAAAUGGGGGCCACUAUCGAAACGCUGGUGGACCAACUGGAUCACAUCAACAGCAUUGAGCACUGGAUCCGCACUAGAAAGGGUGUGGUGGUCAAGUAUCGCUAUAUCUGCUUGUGUACUGGCGGAGCACCCAAACUAUUCAGUUCUGGUGAAGCAGUAGAACCCCGCAUUAUUGGCAUUCGGGACACAGACUCUGUGCUUGAACUGCAGCGGAGAUUGGCGGCAGCCAAGGAUGUUAUGAUCCUUGGAAAUGGAGGCAUUGCCAGUGAGUUAGCCUACGAGCUAAAGGAUGUCAAUGUCCAUUGGGUGGUGAAAGAUGCACACAUAUCGGCAACCUUUGUAGAUCCGGGAGCAGCGGAGUUCUUUCAGCUGGCCAGAAAUGAAGUGGAUACAAAGGAUUCCUCUCCGGUAACGGCUAUUAAACGAAUGCGUUAUGGUGAACUACUGUCCAAGGAGCAGGAUAUCAAACAUGGAGCCGCUUUGGGUCCGGACUGGCACCGCACCUUCGAUUUGAGUGGGGCAGCUGGAAAGCAAGAUAAACGCCUGCCAAAGAUCUACUACAAAUCUCACAUAGAGUCCUAUAAGGAACUUGCCGAGGAAGCAGGCCUUAAAAUCCAGUUAAGCCACGAGGACGGGAGCUCCGAGCAGCUUACCUGUGAUUUCAUCGUUUCCGCCACGGGUGUCCUGCCGCGGCACGAGUACACCUGCGAUUGCCCAUUGAAGUUUUCCGAGGAUGGUGGCAUUUCCGUGGAUGAAAUGAUGCGUACCAAUCUUAAGGAUGUUUAUGCUGCCGGUGAUGUAUGCACGGCCAGCUGGUCACCGGCGAUGCACUGGUUCCAGAUGCGCCUGUGGACUCAGGCCCGGCAAAUGGGCUCCAUGGCGGGCAGGAGUAUGGCAGCCGCUAGUGAGGAUGAAACCGUGUACCAGGACUUUUGCUUCGAGCUCUUUGGCCACGUUACCAAGCUAUUUGGCUAUCCUGUCGUCUUGCUGGGGCGCUUCAAUGGCCAGGACCUGGACAGGAACUACGAAAUCUUGGUGCGCUGCACUCGCAAUAAGGAGUACAUUAAAUUUGUGCUGCAGAAUGGCAGACUGCGAGGUGCUAUCCUCAUCGGUGACACCGAUCUUGCCGAAACCUGCGAGAACCUCAUCCUAAACGGCAUUGAUUUGGAGCCCUACGGCGAUGAUAUACUCAAUCCCGACAUAGACAUCGAAGACUAUUUUGAUUAGUUUAUUAAGGGCUAGCUUAAAGUAUUAAAACAUUUAGAACAGUU
This is a messenger RNA of Drosophila rhopaloa, 1530 nucleotides long. It is a transcript of the gene Pyroxd1, whose product is annotated as pyridine nucleotide-disulfide oxidoreductase domain-containing protein 1. The record is from RefSeq and is a predicted model, not a curated record. Gene Ontology annotation, molecular function: flavin adenine dinucleotide binding; oxidoreductase activity. The transcript has a single exon. Bases 65 to 1486 code for a protein of 473 amino acids. Lineage: Eukaryota; Metazoa; Arthropoda; Insecta; Diptera; Drosophilidae.